Molecule: messenger RNA, 1199 nt
Organism: Coprinopsis cinerea okayama7#130
Lineage: Eukaryota; Fungi; Basidiomycota; Agaricomycetes; Agaricales; Psathyrellaceae
Product: lipoic acid synthase
Exons: 7
Coding region: 27-1199 (390 amino acids)
Biological process (GO): lipoate biosynthetic process
Cellular component (GO): mitochondrion
Molecular function (GO): lipoate synthase activity; 4 iron, 4 sulfur cluster binding
Source: RefSeq, a predicted model, not a curated record
UACAGGAACGAGCUCACAAUUUCAACAUGGCUUUGUACCGUGCACCCAAACUCCAGCGUUCUUUGCUCAACCGCUGUCUCGCUACUGCAUCCACCACCCCAGCCGCUGCUUCGACGUCACGGACCUCGACGUUUCGCAAAACAUUGGAAGAGGGUCCCACCCUCGAUGACUUUAUUGCUGGAGAUGUACCCAACAACAGGGUUGUAUUGGGAAACACCUCAGCACCUCGCCUUCCAUCUUACUUGAAGACUUCAAUCCCUACAGGAGCAUCAUUUUCUAAAAUAAAGAAAGACUUGCGUGGGCUCAACCUGCACACUGUGUGCGAAGAAGCCCGGUGUCCGAACAUUGGGGACUGUUGGGGAGGAAAGCCCGGUGCUACCGAGGCAGAGGGACGCAGCGCUGCCACUGCUACUAUCAUGCUUAUGGGUGACACAUGCACUCGUGGUUGCAGGUUCUGCUCAGUGAAGACUUCCCGAACACCACCUCCUCUCGAUCCUCACGAACCCGAAAACACUGCUGAAGCUAUCAGUCGAUGGGGUCUCGGUUACAUUGUUCUAACCAGUGUUGACAGAGACGACCUUGCAGACGGCGGAGCUCGCCACUUCGCAGAGACGAUUUCAAAGAUCAAACAAAAAGCGCCCCAUAUUCUCGUCGAGGCACUUACCGGCGACUUUGCAGGAAACCUUGAACAUGUAUCCCUUGUUGCGAAAUCUGGGCUUGACGUCUACGCUCACAACAUUGAGACCGUGGAAGCCUUGACUCCGUUUGUUCGAGACCGAAGAGCCACCUUCCGACAAUCCCUGAGUGUGCUGAAACGCGCAAAGGAGGAAGGUGUCAAGGUCACGAAGACCAGCAUCAUGUUGGGUGUGGGCGAGACGGAGGACCAAGUUCUCGACGCACUUAAGGAGCUACGCAAGGUUGAUGUUGACGUCGUCACCUUUGGCCAAUACAUGCGACCAACGAAGCGACACAUGAAGGUCGACAGAUACGUAGAACCCGCCGAGUUCGACAGGUGGAAGCAGGUUGCAGAGGAUCUCGGGUUCCUGUAUGUUGCUAGCGGACCUUUGGUCAGGAGCAGCUACAAGGCCGGUGAAUUUUACAUUGAGAACGUCCUUAAGGGCAAGAGUGUCAACAAAAGGGUGAAGAACCUCACCAUGGAAUCCGAGCUCUCGGAAAAAUCAGCCUCGGCGUCGCUCUGA